Molecule: messenger RNA, 4750 nt
Organism: Chionomys nivalis (European snow vole)
Lineage: Eukaryota; Metazoa; Chordata; Mammalia; Rodentia; Cricetidae
Product: zinc finger protein 264-like
Exons: 4
Coding region: 712-2304 (530 amino acids)
Biological process (GO): negative regulation of transcription by RNA polymerase II
Molecular function (GO): DNA-binding transcription repressor activity, RNA polymerase II-specific
Source: RefSeq, a predicted model, not a curated record
CAAAGAGUCUAACUAUGGCGGUCUGGAAGGACCACCCACAGAUGCUUCCGAAAGAAGCUCGGUUUGAACUGGAAUUUCCGGAAGGAAGCUGCGCUAGAACGCCAGUGACUGUGGAGGGACUGGAAUGUUGCGGGUCAAGAGCCCGUUUACUAAUUAUCUUGGGCUAUCUUUAGCCACCUGUAGCAGAGGUUUCUCCACUGGGCUCUAACCUACCUGCCUGAAGUGAAUGUAUUUGAAAAGUUAUCGUUAUUUAUGUUAUUUAUGUCCUUUGUUCUGUAUCUUAAAACUUUUGGAACAACAACAACAACAAAAAAAAAAUCAGUAAAAUGACAUUUUGCUGGAUGGUGGUGGCACACGCCUUUAAUCCCAGCACUCGGGAGGCAGAGGCAGGUGGAUCUCUGUGAGUUCGAGGCCAUCCUGGUCUACAAGAGCCAGUUCCGGGACAGGCUCCAAAGCUACACAGAGAAACCCCUGUCUUGAAAAAACAAAACAAAAAGAAAAAAAGAAAGAAAGAACAAACAAAACAAAAACAAAAUCGUUUGGAACAUGGCAUUUGGGUUAGCCUAAAUCUGAGUUCCAGGACCAUGGAUAGCUUCAGAAUAAACUCUUGGGUUUGAGGUGUCUCUGACCUUUGAAGAUGUAGCAGUGGCUUUCUCCCAGGAGGAGUGGGGGCAGCUGGACCCUGCUAAGAAGACUCUGUACCAAGAGGUGAUGCUGGAAAUCUCUGGGUUCCUGGUGUCUCUGGGUGACAGUGGAGAAACCAAGGCCAUAGGACCUACUGCUUCUAAACCACGGCUGUCUGAGGCGACCUCAUUCCAGGGACAGUCAGCACCAAGAACCCCAGGAGGCUUGCAGUGGGUGCCAACCAAAGGCCACGAUGAUGCAUUGGAAGUUCAGGAAAGGUCCUUCAUACAAGAGACAGAGGCCCAGGAGGAGAAGCUUCCUGGGGAAACGAGUCCUAUACCAGAUGAUGUAGGGACAGCUGAGGAAUUGUGUCCAACGCCCAUACAGGAGGAAGAGGAAAUGGCCUUCAAAUGCAGAGACUGUGGGAAGGCAUUUAGUAAGAAAAACCUUCUUGCUUCACAUGAGAAAAUCCACUCUGGAGUAAAGCCCUAUGAGUGUACAGAAUGUGGGAAGACCUUCAUAAAGAGCACCCAUCUCCUUCAGCACCAGAUGAUCCACACUGGGGAGAGGCCCUAUGAGUGUCUGGAAUGUGGGAAGGCCUUCAACCGUAAGUCCUACCUUUCCCAGCACCAACGGAUCCACAGUGGGGAGAAGCCGUAUACGUGUAGCGAGUGUGGGAAGGCCUUCACACACCGCUCUAAUUUUGUCUUGCACGGCAGGAGACACACUGGAGAGAAAUCGUUCGCGUGUACAGAAUGUGGACAAGUCUUUCGACACAGGGGCGGUUUCCUUAGGCACUGUGUCACUCAUGGUGGAGAGAACCCGUACGAGUGCUUUGAGUGUGGACAGGUCUUCAGACACAGAUCCUACCUCACGUGGCACCAGCAGACACACACUGGGAAGAAGCCAUAUGAGUGCAGUGAGUGUGGGAAAGUCUUCCUGGAGAGCGCAGCCCUGGUCCACCACUAUGUGAUCCACACCGGGGAGAAGCCCUUUGAGUGCCUCGAGUGUGGCAAGGCCUUCAACCACAGGUCCUUCCUCAAGAGGCACCAGCGCAUUCACACUGGGGAGAAGCCGUUCAUGUGCAGCGAGUGUGAGAAAGCCUUCACCCACUGCUCUACUUUCAUCUUGCAUAAAAGAGCCCACACUGGAGAGAAGCCCUUUGAGUGCAAAGAAUGUGGGAAAGCCUUUAGCAAUCGGAAAGACCUCAUUCGCCACUUCAGCAUCCACACUGGGGAGAGGCCCUAUGAGUGUACCGAGUGUGGGAAGGCCUUUGCCCUCAUGUCUGGUCUUACGAGGCACAAGCGGAUUCAUAGUGGGGAAAAGCCUUUUGAAUGUACUGAGUGUGGGAAGUCCUUCUACUGGAGCACAAACCUCAUUCGCCACGCCAUCAUCCACACUGGGGAGAAGCCAUAUAAGUGCAGUGACUGUGGGAAGGCGUUCAGCCGCAGCUCAUCCCUCACUCAGCAUCAAAAAAUGCACAGUGAGAGAAACCGUGCUGGUGUGCCACAUGAGGGACCUCUCACAACCAUGCACACCUGGGUUACCCUCCAAGAACCCCUUCUAGGCAAAGACUUCUUGAAUGUAACCUCUGAGGGAGAUCUUUUGUCACAAGAAACAAAUUCCUCAGCAUCUGAUUGUUUACACCAAAGAGAAACUCCACAAGUGUCUUGGUUAUAAAGAGGGAGUAAAAAGCUCCUGUCGCAGAAUCUCCAUCAUCCGAAGACCAACACCAGCAGCAGAGCCAGUCUGCAGCCGUACUUUCCACCUGCAGCUUCACCCAGGAGAGACCCGUGCUUUGGGGCUUUGGAAUUUUGUUUUGUUUUCACAUAGGAAAAGCUUCAGCCACAUCUCGCUCCUCGUUUACACUGCAGUGUUAGCUCAGGAAUUGGUUUACAGAGGAACAGAUGUAAACAAAAAUAAAAACAGGUCUCUUCAGACCUCCCUGCCGAAUCUCUGACACUUCAUUAUUGAUUCCUUAGCUUAUUUGGAGUUAGAUGGGUGUUUCAGAGGUACAAGGCCUUCCGCCCUUUUUGUGUCUUACGUAUUCAUUUGUUGCUGUUCAGUUACUACUGGAGUUAGCUGGGAACAAGCCUGUAAAUGUGUGUAUGUUUUUGUGUCCUAAGAUAAUUUCUUUAUUCUUAAGAUCUGUAGCUUUUAUGAGGGGGCAUUUGAGUCAUGAAAAUAUUUCCUAUUUAAGGGAAUGAGGAUCCAUAACUUUCCUAAGUAUGUCUGUACUUUUGAAAAUUCCAGUAGUUUUUUUUUCCUUUGCCAAGAUGUAUCUUACUGUGUGUGUUUGUGCAUGUGUGUAAGCUUAACUGCUUAGCCAUCUCUACCCCGUAAUCAUAUGAGUACACAGCAUUCUCAUAGCACACAGCUGAAAAUUUUGCCCUUUUUUGUGGGAUGCAAAUCAUAAAGCCUGUGUUUUCAGCUGACUCAGACAUUUCUCAGGGUGUUAAAACAAAAUGCUGUGGGGGUGGGGAACUCUUGUGAGAUAGCUCAGUGGUUCAGAGCAAUUCUAGAAGAUAAUGUCCCCUCUCCCAGCAAAGUUUGUCCUCAGGGCUAGGGACAUCAUUUAGGAGUUAAUUGUUACUUGUAUAGGGUUGGGAGUUGGGGUGGAAAUUGUGUCAGCCCAGAGAUCUCCUUGGAAAAAAAAAAAAAGAGGAAAAAUUGGAUGGGAUAAUAGGUAGAUUAGUAUGAACUUACACUAAUAAUACUGAGCAAUAGAGUGAACACUUGUAAACUAUUAUUUAUGGACAAUUUACAUUCGUAUAGAUUUAUAUUUAUAUUGAUACAAGUUCAAAUUAUAUUUGUGCUCCUAUUUCUGCUUACAAUAUUUGUACACCUAUGCAAAGAUAUUUUGUAUAUUGAUAUAAUUUUAUGAAUAUUUAUCAUAUUGCAUUAUAUAUUUCUACCUCUGAUCAAGAUACUUAAUACAUUUUGAGGUCAUUGUACUGCACAGUUGUUUAAAGAUUGUUUAAUAUUCUGACUUAGUCUUCAAUUAUACAGGUAUUAAGUAUUAUAGAUCAAUAAGUCAUUCAUGUUUGUCAUACUUAUAGUCAGACUACUUAGGUUCUUCAGAUACAUAGAGAUUGUAUUCUGCAUAGAUAGGUAAUUUUCAACUACUUCAAAGAGCUGUAGAAUAUGACAUUUAAAUAACUUAGGGUUCUGUUGACGUGAGACAUGAUUGCUCCUGGCAGCACCAAUCUAUUCCUGAGAGAAUGUUGAGCACCAAAGACACUCCACUUGGAGUUUGUUUUCUUCUUGGCACAACUGGCCUUUGGGCAAGGAGCUGCCCAUGCCUUGACCACUGACAAAGUGUACAGUGUCUGAACAGGGCAAGCAGGAUACAACAAAAAAGACUGCCAAACCUUGCCAAGACAGGGUAAGAGGGUUCUGAAAAUUUUCCUGCCUCUGAAAAUGGUCUGUCAGUUACUCUAGGCCUUAGCCAAAGUUGGUUGCUUCCACACUGCAAAAUGACUUUAGGUGAUUGCCCAGGUAGCCAGCUGUCUCUGUCAUCUAGUGCACAUUUUGGAAGUUGCUUAAUUGCACUUCCUACCUACUCAAGUAAUAUUAUCUCCCUUCUCUCACCUUCGAUGGUGUUGAAGAUGAGAUAGUCAUAGUUACCUUCCUCUUACGAUAUAGCCAAGCCAUUUCUCUUUUUUGUUUUGUUUUUUGUUUGUUUGUUUUUUGUUUUUCGAGACAAGGUUUCUCUGUGUUGCUUUGGAGCCUGUCCUAGAACUAGCUCUUGUAGACCAGGAUGGUCUCAAACUCACAAAGAUUUGCCUGCCUCUGCCUCCCAAAUGCUGGGAUUAAAGGCAUGUGCCACCACCACCCGGCUAGCCAAACCAUUUCUAAUACAAGACUUAGACUCCUUAGGAUAGAAUGAUUAUUAAAACAGUUAGCAUAUGCUCCUUGCUUAAUAUUGUUUAUGCUGGUUUUAAUUCUAAUUUUAUACUUGAUAUCUGUUCUUAGUGUAUAUAGUUUUGUUUUGGGUUUUGAACUCUGUUGUUUAGACAGAAGGGGGAGGUGAUGGGGAACCUCCUUCAAAUGGCCUUUAAGAGGCUGGACCAGGUUGGGACAUGACUUUUGGGAUCCAAAAAGCUGCUGUCCUGCCCUGCUCACU